Molecule: messenger RNA, 279 nt
Organism: Staurois parvus
Lineage: Eukaryota; Metazoa; Chordata; Amphibia; Anura; Ranidae
Source: the annotation of a GenBank genome assembly
CCCCAUCAGUGCCCAUCAGUGCAGCCAGUCAGUGCAGCCUAUCAGUGCACCUAUCAGUGCCACCUCAUCAACGCACAUCACUGCCUUUCAGUGCCAACUAUCAGUGCCAGUAAGUGCCGCCUAUCAGUGCCAGUCAGUGUCGCCUCUCAGUGCUGCCAAUCAGUGCCACUUAUCACUGCCAGUCAGUGCCACCUAUCAGUGCCAGUCAGUGCUGCCUAUCAGUGCCCAUUAGUGUCGCCUAACAGUUCCAAUCAGUGCUGCCUAUCAGUGUCAAUUACU